Molecule: messenger RNA, 1380 nt
Organism: Nerophis ophidion (straightnose pipefish)
Lineage: Eukaryota; Metazoa; Chordata; Actinopteri; Syngnathiformes; Syngnathidae
Gene: mtg2
Product: mitochondrial ribosome-associated GTPase 2
Exons: 6
Coding region: 129-1343 (404 amino acids)
Cellular component (GO): mitochondrion
Molecular function (GO): GTPase activity; GTP binding; magnesium ion binding
Source: RefSeq, a predicted model, not a curated record
UGUCAUAAUAGAAUUUCCGUUCCAAGUAGUUAAAGCAUUUUAGGUUUGGCGGCGCAAUACUCCGGCCUAUUAAUUGAUACAACUAGUUGUCAUACAAAAAGAGUAUCAUUCUACUUCUAAACGACCGAAUGCUAGCAACAUUAUCCAGAGUUCGGCUCCGGCUACUUCACAGAAGACCUUCGGGACUUACAUGUGUGUUGGCAGAGAGAGAACUCACCUUGGCGGGCAGGCGGAAUGUUCCAAGCAAACAUGUCAGCACCUCUGCGCCACUGCAGGCUAAAGCCCGAAAAAACGCACAGAAAAGGGAGCUUUCCGAAAAGACGCAGACCUACUUCUUUGUAGAUAACCGACGUGUGCGGCUGGUGGCCGGUUCAGGUGGGAAAGGAGCCUGCAGCUUUCACAGCGAGCCUCGGAAAGAGUGGGGUGGACCAGAUGGAGGAAACGGUGGUGAUGGAGGAAGCAUCUUUAUAAAGGCUGAUCGGGUUGUCAAGUCUCUGGUUCAAAUAGUUCCUGUGUACAAGGCAGAAGAUGGGCAAUCAGGGAGCAAUAAGAACUGUUAUGGUCGAAAUGGUCGCCCAUCAUUUAUUUCUGUUCCAAUUGGCACUGUGGUGAAGGAGCAGGGACGGAUUAUUGUAGAUCUUUCUGUGCAUGGCCAGGAGUAUAUGGCUGUGUUUGGAGGAGCUGGAGGAAAAGGGAACAGGUUCUUUCUGUCCAAUGAGAACCGCGCCCCUGUGACUGCAACCCACGGAAGUGAGGGCGAGGAGAGAGUUCUUCAUCUAGCGUUGCGCACUAUGGCCCAUGCUGGACUGGUUGGGUUUCCAAAUGCUGGAAAAUCCUCUUUGCUGAGAGCCAUCUCCAGAGCCAGGCCUGCUGUAGCUCCUUAUCCUUUCACAACACUCAACCCUCAUGUCGGAAUUGUCAAGUACAGAGAUUAUGAGCAAAUUGCAGUUGCUGACAUCCCAGGCAUCAUUCAAGGAGCGCAUCAAAAUCGAGGCCUGGGCCUCUCUUUUCUGCGACACAUCGAACGCUGCCGGUUCCUCCUCUUUGUGGUGGACUUGUCGUCCCCUGAGCCCUGGACCCAGCUCCAGCACCUGCGCUAUGAACUAGACCAGUAUGAUCCUGAGCUCUCUCAGCGACCUCAUGUCAUUGUCGCCAACAAAAUAGACUUACCCGAAACCCGGGAAAAGUUACAGACUUUGAAGAGCCGUGUGACUCAAAGAGUCAUUGCUGUGUCAGCGGUCACUGGACACAACACAGAGGAGCUCAUUUUCCACCUUAGAGAGCUGUAUGACGGCUAUCUCCAUGGAGACAGUAGCACGGAGGAAGGAAAGUACACAUGGUAAUAAGGAAUUGUUUAUUUUUAAUAAACAUAAAACACUU